Messenger RNA from Serpula lacrymans var. lacrymans S7.9, 1902 nucleotides. RefSeq lists its product as uncharacterized. The coding region runs from base 1 to 1902 and encodes 633 amino acids. Gene Ontology annotation, cellular component: mitochondrial inner membrane. Gene Ontology annotation, biological process: mitochondrion organization; lipid homeostasis. The transcript is spliced from 13 exons. The record is from RefSeq and is a predicted model, not a curated record. NCBI's taxonomy places the organism in Eukaryota, Fungi, Basidiomycota, Agaricomycetes, Boletales, Serpulaceae.
AUGACUCGCACUGUCAACACUAUUCUUCAAGGCCUUUUCUCUUGGAAAAGCUCGCAGCGUUUAGUACACAUUCACAGGGCGAGUCCCACUGACCUUCGCGUUACGAGAAAUUGCUUCAGCUCCACUGCGAGACCAGUUUUGCCGCGGUCAAGAAGCAAUGGGCUACUACUUUACUCGACUGCCUUUUUAACCAUAUUUGGAGGCGGAUAUGUGGCAUUCGAAAAGAACGAGCCAUUCAGACACUCAAUUUUGGCUGUUGUUCGAUGCUCUAGAGUGGCAGAGGCUGCAGUAGUCGGAGCUAUCGACUACAAAUGGACAUUUACCCGUACAUAUGAUUCAGAAGAGAAGCGACUCGAAGCUUAUUCACACUGUCAUACAAGAAGUGCAAAAAGAGCGCUGAAAGCUCUUCUGGCCAAUGGAGGUGUUUUCAUAAAACUAGGCCAACAUAUGUCUUCUUUGGUAGUACUUCCAACAGAGUGGACAAGUACAUUACGUCCUUUGCAAGACAAGUGCGAACCAACCCCAUACGGUGAUGUGGACGCGUUGUUUCUUUCAGAUAUGGGAAGGCCCAUUGGCGAAAUCUUCGAUAAUUUUGAUCCAAUUCCAGUCGGUGUCGCAAGUCUGGCUCAGGUACACGUCGGGCACCAUAGGGAGACUAAUAAAAAGGUCGCCAUCAAGUUACAACACCCUCAUCUCGCCGAGUUUUGUGACAUUGACAUGGAAAUGGUAGAGGUCUCCCUUGGUUGGAUCAAGCGCUGGUUUCCCGACUUUGAGCUCACAUGGUUAGGUGAAGAAAUGCGGGAAAAUCUCCCGAAAGAGAUGGACUUUGUUCAUGAGGCUCGCAAUGCUGCCCGAGCAGUGUCCGAUUUUCGAAAUAUUUGUACCUCAUUAUAUAUUCCCGAGGUUAUCACUGCCACGAAAAGGGUUCUAAUCAUGGAAUACAUCGAGGGUGCCCGGCCUGAUGACUUGCAGUACCUCGCAGACAACCACAUAGACAGGAAUAAGGUCGCUCUAGAAUUAUCUCGAAUAUUUAAUCAGAUGGUAUUUAUGAAUGGAUGGUUUCAUGCAGAUCCACAUCCGGGCAAUUUACUGAUUCGACGUGCACCUUCUUCGUCUAUAUCCCCCUACAAUUUUGAAAUCGUCCUUUUGGACCACGGCCUAUAUUUCGAUUUGGACCCUAACUUCCGUUUAAAUUACAGUAAACUAUGGCUUUCCUUGAUCGCUCCUGCCUCACCUACUACCAAUGCUGACAGAAGGAAGUAUGCAGAGUUGGUGGGAAAUAUCACUCCGGACCUGUACCCAGUUUUUGAAGCGGCGAUUACUGGUAAGUUGAUGAGCUCAUUUGAUACCUCUCUGGACUCACUGCUUGUCCAGGACGAGCUGGCAUGGAAGGAACAUGGGAAGAUGGGCAGGAGCGGAUUCAAGCGGGCUUCGAGUAUGAUUGAUAUGAUGCCUCAGACUGAAGAAGAGAUGGAAGUCAUUAGAAACGCUGUGAUCAAUCGUGAAGGACUUCUCAUUUCAGUAUUUGAUGUCCUGCGCCGGGUUCCUCGCCGGGUCCUUAUGGUGUUGAAAUUAAACGAUUUGACUAGAAAUAUCGAUCAUGCUUUGGCGACUACUCAUUCGAACGUGCGCAUAUUUCUGGAAACAGCAAAAUACUGUACUAUGGCAGUCUGGCAAGACGAUCGACAACGGAUUAGAGCAAGGGGUCUGAAUUCCGUCAGCACAGUUUAUGAAUACAUAAGCUGUUGGGUAGCUUACCAAAAGGCAUACCGGGGUGUUGUUACUUUAGAGAUGAUGAUGGACCUACAAGCAUCAGCCAAGAAUUUCAUCGCAUGGCUACGUGGUUUCUUGCACACCAGGGCAUUAGAAGGUGCACACAAAGCUGCUGCAGGUAUUGCAUAA